Verticillium dahliae VdLs.17 is the source of this 528-nucleotide messenger RNA. RefSeq lists its product as uncharacterized. Lineage: Eukaryota; Fungi; Ascomycota; Sordariomycetes; Glomerellales; Plectosphaerellaceae. The transcript has 2 exons. The record is from RefSeq and is a predicted model, not a curated record. The coding region runs from base 1 to 528 and encodes 175 amino acids.
AUGUGCAACCCAACCGACGUAGUCUACCUCUGCCACGGCGGCACCUUCUGCCAAGGCAGCCCGAACGGCACGCGCGCCGUGACGGCCGUCAAGCCGUGGAUGGACCGGGGCAACAUCCGGCGGCCGCGGCAGCCGUUCCAGCUCUGCGAGUACAGCAAGGCGCAAAGCGGGCGGUACCACAACGUUGCCUCGGCGGAGCUCGGCAUCGACGGGUUCCAGCCCACGCGGCUCCUCACCCCCAUCAUGGCGCGCAUCAACCAGGGCUGCCGCAAGGCAGAGGCGGUGCAGGUCGUGGCCCGCGACGGGUGGGAGUGGACGGCGGAGAUGAUGGCCUGGGAGGCGAGCCUCGUCAAGGACACGUACGACAGCGUCUCGGAGCUCGAUCGGUGGGCGGCGGAGAUGCGGCGCGUCAACCCUAGGGUGUUUGACGACAUGGCGCGGUGGCGGAGGGAGGCGGAGGAGAACGAUCCGGCCAUGUUCGAGGACUUGGAUGAGGUGGAUGGGCUGGAUGGACUUGGUGGACAGUAG